AGAGACACCUGCAGUGCAUACAGCCUACCAAAUGUCAUAGCUGAAGUCAUCGUCGCACUGAGCACAUCACAUACCAAUCGGUGGUGAGGGAGGUGCAACAGCGCUUAAAAAGGUUCGUUUGAUAAAUAUUCAGCAUUUCCUCCUGACUCCAGAUCACUGAACACAGAGGGACAUUACAGCACUUAACGACAGAGUUACCUAUGACUGGGAUGAAGAUCUUAAUUCAGUCCAUCCUCAUUCUCAUCGCUGUGCUCAUUUCAACUACAGGUGCUGAUGAGGUGGUAUAUGCUCAGGUGGGGGACUCGGUUACCCUCAAGGCACCACCGUUAAAUACUCAAGCAAAGUAUGUGAACUGGUUUCUGGAUAAAGAGGGUGGCUCUUCACUUGCCUGGUGCAAUCACUUAGGUGGAAAGGGAUUCAUUUCAGAUGCAUCCUGGAAAAAUAAGCUGGAGCUGUCUGACACCUCACUGAUAAUCAGAGACAUCCAACAAGAAAACUUUGUGACACUUGUAGUGACUUUGGAUAAUCAAAAAACUUCCUCCAUCACCUACCGACUAUCCAAACUCACUGUGAGUAUGGACCCACCUUCUCCUCUGCUGCCUGGGGAUCGUCUAUCUUUGGCCUGCAACACAGAGACUCCUCAGCAUCACAAGAAGCCCCAGAUAUACUGGUUGGAUCCAAAGGGAGAGCCAAUCAGACCUGACAAAGAAACAGUCACCAAGACUGCCUCAACCCAAGACAAUGGCACAUGGACCUGUGUUAUUAAGCAUGAUAAAGUAGACAAAAAAGCCCCCAUUUCUGUUACAGUUGUAGACCUCUCUCCAGCUCCUUUGCAACCUCAGUACACGUCUAAAUCCACGCCACUCAUCAUCCCCUGUUCCAUUCCUUCUCACAUCUCCUGGGAACAGAUCAAAGCUAAGGGCAUAACGGAAGUUCACUGGCACUUCUUCCCUAAAACAUCCUCAGGUCACAUUUCCGAUCAUCCAGUGAAGCUCUACUCCCUCUCUCUGGGAGAAUCUCUGAGCUGGAUACCAAACCAAACCAGAGACCUGAAUAUUCUACAGGACCUCAAAACAGGAAAUCUCUCUUUGACUAGAAAGCAAGGCAGAGAAGAAGACAGAGGAAACUACGUGUGCACAAUGAAAUUUAAAAAUGUGAAUCUGAACAGGACUGUAGAAGUAGAGGUGUUGCAAAUCAUCUCCUCCCCAGGAACAAACCUGAUUUCUGGCCAGGCACUCAACCUGACUUGCGGCCUUGGCCAUCCGCUGCCCUCUAACCUGCAAGUGCGAUGGUCUCCACCUGGACAAACGUCCCUGCCAUCUCUGAAAUCUGGCCCCCACCCCGCCCAUCUCACCAUAGCUAAAGUGAGCACAGAAAAUGGAGGAACCUGGGCGUGUGCUCUGUUGCAGGACAAGAAGCAGCUGAUAUCAGUCACGAUAAAGCUGAAGAUAGAACCCAAGCUGAGUACGUCAAUGCUGGUGAUCAUAUGCAGUGCUGCAGUCAUCGUAUUACUCCUCCUCAUCCUUGUUCUCAUCCUCUACCGACAGAGACAACGGAAGAUGAGACACCUCAGGCAUCAACUCUGUCGGUGCAAAAACCCCAAGCCCAAAGGAUUCUACAGAACAUGAUAAAUCCCACAAAGACAUUUUCAAGAGGACAUGGCAACCAGCUGAAUUUCUGUCCAGAUAAGAUGGAUUUUUUUGUCAUAUCUACAAAACUAUGAAACCUCUGUUAGCUGUCUUAGACAAAAACCUGAAAGUUUAAAACAAAGUUCAGUCACUGUUGAAAUGUCAGAUAAGGCAUUUUGUUAUCACAGAAAUGUAUUUUACAGUUGUAUAUAUCAGCCAGUUUUUUAUAUUUGUAAUGUAAGGGAACUUUUUGUUUCGCAGAAUUACUUUAUGUGACUAAUAUUCAAUUUCAUUAUAAUAUUGUUUGUGAUUAUUAUUGUCAGUAAAUGUUUAUGUUAUACUUGAUUUCACUCACACUGUUAGAUUCAGGUUUUGGUAGGCUAAUUGCCAUGUCAUGUAUAUUUUUUUAUGAUGCUCCAAAAUACUGUGCUAAAAGGCUUGGUUACUUGCUUCUCUGGACACAGAAAUAUGUACACAUUUCUAUUAUUUGUACACAGAUGAUGAUACUUUAUUACUUCAAAUAAAAACAGGAUCCUUUGACAGAAUUGUGUUGUUUUACAGAUUAAAGGAAACUGUAAUAAAGCAUCAAUGUGUUUUAUAAAUGUGUGGUGGUCCUGCAGUUGUGGGUGGCGGAGGCUCACGAGAGCGGGGUGGCGUCCAUCUGACAGAUUCGG
This is a messenger RNA of Toxotes jaculatrix (banded archerfish), 2302 nucleotides long. It is a transcript of the gene cd4-1, whose product is annotated as CD4-1 molecule. The record is from RefSeq and is a predicted model, not a curated record. Gene Ontology annotation, cellular component: external side of plasma membrane; membrane raft. NCBI's taxonomy places the organism in Eukaryota, Metazoa, Chordata, Actinopteri, Toxotidae. Gene Ontology annotation, molecular function: MHC class II protein binding; protein tyrosine kinase binding. Bases 201 to 1628 code for a protein of 475 amino acids. Gene Ontology annotation, biological process: positive regulation of ERK1 and ERK2 cascade; T cell activation; interleukin-15-mediated signaling pathway. The transcript has 11 exons.